Molecule: messenger RNA, 2025 nt
Organism: Pneumocystis jirovecii RU7
Lineage: Eukaryota; Fungi; Ascomycota; Pneumocystomycetes; Pneumocystales; Pneumocystaceae
Exons: 9
Coding region: 1-2025 (674 amino acids)
Biological process (GO): protein phosphorylation
Molecular function (GO): ATP binding; protein serine/threonine kinase activity
Source: RefSeq, a predicted model, not a curated record
AUGCACCAGUUCACAAAAUCAUUUUUCUCUUCAAAAUUAAACAGCAAAAUCCCUUACAUAAAUCAAUUUAAAUCAAAUCAUUUAAUAAACGAAUCAUCUACUUCUCAACUAUCUUCUGAAACGUCUACCAGUCUUACAUGUAAAAAAUCUAGGGAAUCAUUUGACAAUAAUAAUAAAACAUUUGAAUCAAAUUCUUAUAAUAAGCAUCAUACUAUAAAAAACGCGUCUCAAGAUAUAACUCCUUCAUCUCAGCUUUUAGAUUCAUUUAGUACACAAGAGUCUUCAUUAGCCUUAUCAGUAGGCCCACCUAAAGGCCGCUUAAUUAUAAAGAUAAUCCAAGCAAAAAAUUUAAAAGUGAAAAACACGAAUGCAGAACCUUAUGUUGUUUGCACAUUUGAAAGGAAUGAAUACAUAUCUCAAGGGCCUAUCAUGGAACAUAAUGAAUCAAUACGCGGAAUAGCUAUUCCAAAAUCCCAAAAUUCAUCAUCAGCAUCUCUCUAUAAUAUGUAUAGAAAUAACAUAGAAAGUAAAAAUAACAAUUUUUUAAAUGUUCCAUGUACCGCUAAUAAUCCUUUUUGGAUGCACCAAGUUAUAUUUGAUGUUAUUGAUUUAAAAAGUAGUAUUGACAUAAAUGUUUAUGAUAGGAAAAAUCAAGAAUGUUUUCUAGGACAUGUACAUGUUAAACCUAUUUUUAUACAUAAAAAAGUAACAAAACAUUGGUAUAAGCUUGAUAUUCCUCAAAAAGAAAAUGAAAGUAUAGCAGAAAUUCAUUUAGAAAUGAUGUAUGAACAACUUGAUAAGCGGCAUUAUGGUCCUGAUGAUUUUGAAAUACUAAAACUCAUUGGAAAAGGUACUUUUGGUCAAGUCUAUCAAGUAAGGAAAAUAGACAACAAUAGAAUUUAUGCCAUGAAAGUUCUAUCUAAAAAAGUAAUAGUUCAGAAAAAAGAAAUUAUGCACACUAUUGGUGAGCGAGAUAUAUUAGUGCGAACUACUAUUUCAGACUCUCCUUUCAUAAUUGGUCUUAAAUUUUCCUUCCAAACACCUACAGAUUUAUAUCUAGUUACUAAUUAUAUGAGUGGAGGAGAACUGUUUUGGCAUCUUCAAAAAGAAGGAAGAUUUUCAGAACCUAGAGCUAAAUUUUAUAUAGCAGAACUAAUUCUUGCACUGGAAUAUUUACAUAGCCAUGACAUAAUAUAUAGGGAUCUUAAGCCUGAAAAUAUAUUACUUGAUGCUAAUGGUCAUAUCUCUUUAUGUGAUUUUGGAUUAUCAAAAGCAAAUCUGUCCUCUAAUUCUACAACAAAUACUUUUUGCGGAACUACGGAAUAUUUAGCACCUGAAGUUCUUUUAGAUGAUUCUGGAUAUACUAAAUCGGUAGACUUUUGGUCUCUUGGAGUUCUUGUCUUUGAAAUGUGUUGUGGCUGGAGUCCAUUUUAUUCAGAAGAUACACAACAAAUGUAUAAAAAUAUUGCAUUUGGAAAGGUACGUUUUCCUAAAGAUGCAUUAAGUCUUGAAGGAAGAAAUUUUGUAAAAGAGCUUUUAAUUAGGAAUCCAAAACUCAGACUUGGUGCUACUAGAGAUGCAUUAGAGCUUCGAGAGCAUAAUUUUUUUCGUGAUACAGACUGGGAUGCACUGCUAAAAAAAAAAAUUCCACCGCCAUUUAAACCUAUAAUCUCAGGAGAACACGAUGUUAGUAAUUUUGAUUUAGAAUUCACUUCUGCUCCAAUACAAAAGCCUGAAAAUAAUAUUCAUGCAUCUACGCCUUUGAGUUCAACUUUGCAGGCUAAUUUUAAAGGAUUUACAUUUGUGGAUGAAAGUUCAUUUGACGAUCAUUUCGAAGACAGGAAGUUUUACGAGCAAUCAAUCAUAAUUGAUGAUGAAGACCAAAGUUCAGGUCAUUGCAGUAUGGAUGAUAGUGAAGAUUACUAUAAAUAUUAUGAUCAUAUAAACAAUAAUCAAAAAAAUAACGACAAAACAAUAAAUAUUAUGCAAACAGAAGAUGGAAUUUUUCAGGGUAAUUUUGAUUAA